This is a messenger RNA of Choloepus didactylus (southern two-toed sloth), 1079 nucleotides long. Its product is annotated as 3-hydroxyacyl-CoA dehydrogenase type-2. Gene Ontology annotation, biological process: androgen metabolic process; estrogen metabolic process; fatty acid metabolic process. The record is from RefSeq and is a predicted model, not a curated record. Gene Ontology annotation, cellular component: mitochondrion. NCBI's taxonomy places the organism in Eukaryota, Metazoa, Chordata, Mammalia, Pilosa, Megalonychidae. Bases 10 to 882 code for a protein of 290 amino acids. Gene Ontology annotation, molecular function: estradiol 17-beta-dehydrogenase [NAD(P)+] activity. The transcript is spliced from 6 exons.
CCCUGCAAGAUGGCUGCUGGGUGUCGGAGUGUGAAGGUAGACCAGCGUUCGUUCCUGCAGCUUCCCUGGCUGGGACGUCGCGGCCGUGCCACUCAGGGGAAAAAAGCGGCGCUGGGAGGAAGGGGCUUGGUAGCGCUGAUAACCGGAGGAGCCUCGGGCCUAGGUCUGGCCACAGCGGAGCGACUGGUGAGGCAGGGGGCGGCUGCUGUGCUUCUGGACCUGCCCAGCUCGGAUGGGGAGGCCCAGGCCAAGAAGUUAGGGAGCAGCUGCACCUUCGCCCCCGCCGACGUGACCUCAGAGAAGGACGUGCAAGCAGCCCUGACUCGAGCAAAAGAAAAGUUUGGCCGUGUGGAUGUGGCAGUCAACUGUGCAGGCAUUGCAGUGGCCAACAAGACGUACAAUCUAAAGAAGAGGAUGGCUCAUUCCUUGGAGGACUUCCAGCAAGUUCUCAGUGUGAAUCUUACAGGGACGUUCAAUGUGAUUCGCCUGGUGGCUGGCGAGAUGGGCCAGAAUGAACCAGACCAGGGAGGCCAACGUGGGGUCAUCAUCAACACUGCCAGUGUGGCUGCCUUUGAGGGUCAGGUUGGACAAGCUGCAUACUCUGCUUCUAAAGGGGGCAUAGUGGGCAUGACACUACCCAUUGCUCGAGAUCUGGCUCCCAUGGGUAUCCGGGUGAUGACCAUUGCUCCAGGCCUGUUUGGCACCCCACUGCUGACCAGCCUCCCAGACAAGGUGCGUAAUGUCUUGACGAGCCAGGUGCCCUUCCCCAGCCGACUGGGUGACCCUGCUGAGUAUGCUCAUCUGGUACAGGCCAUCAUUGAGAACCCAUUCCUCAAUGGAGAGGUCAUUCGGCUGGAUGGGGCCAUCCGCAUGCAGCCCUGAAGGGAGAGGCCAGAGAUGGGGAAUGGGGAAUUAAUGCAUAAUUGUUGUGAGGUUACUUUUGUGGUGAUUGGAAAGUUCUGGUAAUGAAUGAUGGUGAGAGUAGUGUAACAUUGUGAAUGUGCUUAAUCCCACUGAAUGGUAUGCUUGGAUGUGCUUGAAUUUGGAAAGUUUAUGUUGUAGAUAUGUUUCCACAAUGU